Hyla sarda is the source of this 968-nucleotide messenger RNA. RefSeq lists its product as uncharacterized. NCBI's taxonomy places the organism in Eukaryota, Metazoa, Chordata, Amphibia, Anura, Hylidae. Bases 64 to 801 code for a protein of 245 amino acids. The transcript has 5 exons. The record is from RefSeq and is a predicted model, not a curated record.
GAAUGGGAAAGAAGAAUUCCUCAUCGUGGAACUCAUGUAGUCAUACCGGUGCAGGAACAUAAAAUGGCGGCCAAUCCAUUAGCUGUGCUAGUAUUGACUGUAGAAGAGGAAACGUGGUUUGAUAUCUAUAUUAACAGGGUCAGACCGACAUUUCUACAGGGGAAGAAUGAAAUACAGAACUUUUUUAUCUCCUCUUCUGGUCAAAAGAUUCAGAAUGUAUCACAAGAUAUCGCAAGAUUUCAUUACAAAUUUGGAUUGAAAUCAGUGACCAGUGAAAUGGUCAGAAGGAAUGCCGAAACCUUUGUGUUCUCAAAAUGCAAAGAUAUCAACGAGAGGAAUAUAUUUAUAAAAUAUCUGUCACAUUCUAAUCACACGGCUGAACGUGUCUAUCGGGAGAAGAUUAUGGAUGACACGGUGAAAGCAUCAGAGACGCCGAUGAUACACGAGAGCAAAGAUAAUCCAACCACCUCCAAAACUGAAGAAGUGGAAAAACCUACAACCUCUCCUGUUAUAAGAUCAAAAAAGGACGAGUUUGAAAAAUUCAUAGAAAAGUAUCCUGUCAAUGUGGAGACGGACCCACCCCCUCAUAAAAUAUGCCUUGCGGAGUCUGCGGUCCAUGGGCAACAUUUAUAUGACAGGUGGAGGAAAAUGCAGAACAGGAUGCGAGUGCAGUAUAUAAUCGGAUUGCUUCAGAAUGAUCGGCCAAGUGAAGAUCGGGUGAGGAAAUGCAUUGGACUGCAGCUAUGGGAGAACAACUUACCAAGGGUCAGAGACAUUUUACAGCAAUGGAAGAAAAAGUGAUUUCACUGGAAACAGCGACAUUUGUUUGUUGUUGUUUUUAUUUGAUGUGGUUCGGCACGAUGGGGUUUGUGGAAUAAAUAUAAUUUCAUUAUUUUUUGGGACUGUGAUAAUGGGGUUUGUUUAAUAAAUGCAUUUUCAUUAUGUGUUUGGUGUCUUGGAUAAUGAGG